Messenger RNA from Polistes canadensis, 3855 nucleotides. It is a transcript of the gene AlaRS, whose product is annotated as alanine--tRNA ligase, cytoplasmic. The coding region runs from base 136 to 3750 and encodes 1204 amino acids. Gene Ontology annotation, cellular component: mitochondrion; cytoplasm. The record is from RefSeq and is a predicted model, not a curated record. NCBI's taxonomy places the organism in Eukaryota, Metazoa, Arthropoda, Insecta, Hymenoptera, Vespidae. Gene Ontology annotation, molecular function: ATP binding; alanine-tRNA ligase activity; aminoacyl-tRNA deacylase activity. The transcript has 15 exons. Gene Ontology annotation, biological process: alanyl-tRNA aminoacylation; tRNA modification.
GUCGGCUACACGGUUUAUAACAUUUGCGUUUCAAAUAUAUCAUCAAUUAUUAUUAAUUAAUAAUUUUUUGAUUUAAAUACAAAGUUAUACGAUUAGUAUUAUUCCAGAAGGGCUGAAAAAGGAGCAAAGAUAAAAAUGAGUCAGUUAAUGACAGCUAAGGAAAUACGUCAAUCUUACAUUGACUUUUUUAAAAGUAAAGGGCAUGAAUAUGUUCAUUCAAGUUCAACAAUACCUCACGAUGAUCCAACUUUACUUUUUACCAAUGCUGGAAUGAAUCAAUUCAAACCAAUAUUUCUUGGUACGGUGGAUCCUAAUAGUGAUAUGGCAAAAUGGGUGAGAGUUGUUAAUUCUCAAAAAUGUAUAAGAGCUGGAGGUAAACAUAAUGAUUUAGACGACGUUGGAAAAGAUGUUUAUCAUCAUACUUUCUUUGAAAUGAUGGGUAACUGGUCAUUUGGUGAUUAUUUUAAGAAAGAAAUUUGUUCAUGGGCUUGGGAGUAUUUAACAGUUAAUUUAAAAUUAUCAUCCGAUAGAUUAUACAUUACAUAUUUUGGAGGAGACGAAAAAUCUGGAUUAGAUCCUGAUAAUGAGUGCAAAGACAUAUGGCUUUCUCUUGGGGUACCAGCUUCACAUGUUUUACCAGGUAGUAUGAAGGAUAAUUUUUGGGAAAUGGGAGAAACUGGUCCUUGUGGACCAUGCAGUGAAAUACAUUAUGAUAGAAUUGGUAGUAGGGAAGCUGCUCAUUUAGUAAAUAUGGAUGAUCCAGAUGUUUUAGAAGUUUGGAAUCUUGUAUUUAUUCAAUAUAAUCGGGAAUCAGAUGGUAUUUUAAAACCUCUACCGAAAAAACAUAUUGAUUGUGGUUUAGGAUUAGAACGUUUAGUAUCAGUUAUUCAAAAUAAAAAAGCUAAUUAUGAUACUGACUUAUUUAUGCCUCUUUUUGAAACUAUUCAGAAAGGUACCGGAGUACCGCCUUAUCAAGGAAGAGUAGGAAAUGCUGAUAAAGAUGGAAUUGAUAUGGCAUAUAGAGUUUUGGCAGAUCAUGCAAGAACAAUAACUAUUGCUCUUGCGGAUGGAGGAAUGCCUGAUAAUACUGGAAGAGGUUAUGUUUUAAGAAGAAUUUUGCGACGUGCUGUACGUUAUGCCACUGAGAAAUUAAAUGCAAAACCUGGUUUCUUUGCAUCUUUGGUAAACGUUGUAGUAGAGUUACUUGGUGAUGUAUUCCCAGAAGUAAAAAAAGAUCCUCAAAGUAUAAUUGAUAUAAUUAAUGAAGAAGAAACUCAAUUUUUAAAAACCUUAUCACGUGGACGAAAUUUGUUAAAUCGAACUAUAUCAAAACUCGAAUCUUCUAAGGUUGUUCCAGGAAAUGUUGCAUGGCGUCUGUAUGACACAUAUGGUUUCCCGGUUGAUUUAACACAACUUAUGACUGAAGAGAAAGGUUUGAAAGUUGAUAUGGUUGCUUAUGAGGAAGCAAAAAAACAAGCGCAGCUUAUCUCUCAAAAUAAAGUUGGAGGGGUAGAUGAUCAAAUUAAUUUGGAUGUUCAUGCAAUCACAGAAUUGCAAAAUACAGGAGUACCAAUGACCAAUGAUUUACCAAAAUAUGAUUACAAUGUAAAAGGCAAAGAUCCGUAUGAAGAAUAUUCGUUUCAGACAUGCACUAGUACUGUCAUUGCUUUAAGACACGCGAAAACUUUCGUUGAAGAAGUACAUUCUGGGGAAGAAGUUGGAAUAUUGUUAGAUAAGACGAACUUUUAUGCGGAGCAGGGUGGACAAAUAUAUGACGAAGGAUUUCUAGUUAAAGUUGACGAUGAAGAAACUGAAAUACGGAUUACGAAUGUGCAGGUUAGAGGUGGUUAUGUAUUACAUAUUGGUACAGUUGGAGAAGGAGUGCUGAAGAAGGGUGAUAAGGUUCAUCUAAACGUUGACACUACUCGUAGACGUCUGAUAAUGAGUAAUCAUACAGCAACACAUGUUCUUAAUUAUGCACUUCGGCAAGUUUUGGGUUUAGAAGCCGAUCAAAAAGGAUCGUUAGUUGCACCUGACAAAUUACGUUUCGACUUUACUAAUAAAGGAGCUAUGACUACGGAUCAAGUGAAAAAAACAGAGGAAAUUACGAACGAUAUAGUAAAACAGAAAAAAAAUAUCUUUGCUAAAGAAAGUAAUCUGGCAUUAGCUAAAACUAUCAAAGGAUUACGUGCUAUGUUCGAAGAAACUUAUCCUGAUCCUGUUAGAAUAGUUAGUGUUGGUAUACCAAUAGAAGAUUUGGAAAAAGAUCCGUUGAAUAAUGCUGCGUUGAAGACCAGUGUAGAAUUUUGUGGUGGAACACAUUUACAUAAUACAGGACACAUUGGUGAUUUUGUCAUAAGCAAUGAAGAAGCUAUUGCUAAAGGUAUAAGACGUAUAAUUGCUUUAACUGGACCUGAAGCAAAAAAAGCAAUUAAGAAAGCAGCUCUGUUAGAAGAUAAAUUAAAUCAGUUGAAAAAUACUAUUGAAGAAGACACUGAUAAAAAUAGUACAUAUUCUAAAGAGUAUGUUAGACAGAUAGUAGAACUAAAUGAAGAUAUAUCUCAUGCUACGAUUCAUAGUUGGAAGAAGGAUAAUAUGCGUGUAAUGCUGAAAGAAUUAAAAAAAUCACUCGAUGAUAAAGAAAGAUUAGCUAAGGCUGCUGUUGCUAAUGCAGUAGUUGAGUCCGUUCAAGAGAUAAUUCAAUCAAAUAUUGGCUGUGCUGUAUUUGUAGAAGUAUUGAAAGCAUUUAGUAAUACAAAAGCUUUAGAUUCUGCAUUGAAAAAAAUUAAAAGUUUAUCUCCAAACACUAGUGCAUUAUUAAUAAGUGUUGAUGAAGAUGCCAAGAAAAUAUUUGUCCUUACUACUGUGCCUAAAUCCGCUAUAAGCAAAGGUUUGAAGGCUAAUGAAUGGGUUCAAGAGAUUGCUCCUCUUUUGGGAGGUAAAGGCGGUGGAAAAGCUGAAUCUGCUCAAGCUUCAGGCCCGAAUAUUUCUUCUCUUCAUAAAAUAAUACAAAAAGCAAAAGAAUUUGCUAAUUCAAAACUUGGAAUUGUAAAUGAGAAAUCAACUAUUCAAGAUCUUCCUUCUAAUUCAACUGCUAAUGUAAAAAAUACAAAUUCAGUGGAUGCAAAAAAAUUUCAAAAAUUGACAAUUUUCGGAAAUAAAAAUAGCAUUAAAAGCUACAAAGCUCAAAUAGUAGCACAAUACUGCAAUAAAAAUCUUCAAAUAAAAUAUGUGGAAGACGAUAAGAAUUCUAAAACAGAUAUGAUUUUAGAAAUUGGUGAUAUUCAAAUUAGUGAUAAUAGUGCCAUAGCUUAUUAUUUAUCAGAUCCUAAAUUAAAAUUAGAAGAUGAUUUAUUUGCUUUUUGUGAAAUACUACAAUGGAUUAGUUACACGAAUAAUCACCUUUUACCAGCAGUUACAGGUUGGAUUUUAUCGUCUUCUCAAAUAACAUUACCCAAAAAUAUUAAAUUUGAUUGGAAAACUUCGAAAGAAGACGCAUCGAAUUCAUUGAAGAAAUUAAAUAAUAUAUUACUUAAAAAGACGUAUUUCGUUAAUGAAAGAAUUUCUCUCGCGGAUGUUACAAUAUUCAGUGUAUUAUUACCACUUUACGAACACGUUUUAACUCCGGAAUUAAGAAAACAAUAUACGAAUUUAAAUAGAUGGUUUUCUACAAUACUCAAUCAACCAGAAGUGAAAGCUGUUGUGAAAGAUUUUCAUUUUUGUACCAAAACACAGAAGGCUGAAAAGUAAAAUAAAAGAGUGCUGGAACUAAUCUCAUUUUAUAAAAUAUUUGUACAACUAUGUAUUUUUAAACACAUAUAUUUAAAUUAUAUAAAACUUUCCUUUGUAUUCAUU